AUGUUAAUAGCAUGGUCAAAACCUGGCGAUGCUCAGCAUUCUUCUCCUACUUCAAGACGACCCGGAUCUCAACAAAAUUCUUCUAACGGACAGUCAUUCGGACCUCAAUCUCAACCAAAUUACUCUAGUGGGCAAUCAUUUGGACCUCAAGUUCAACCUAAUUCUCCUGAGCAAUCAUUUGGACCCACAAUUCAACUAAAUCCUUCUAGUGGGCAGUCAUUUGGACCAAAAUUUCCGGUACCAACCCCAAACCCUCAGUCAUCAGGCCCUUCAACAUUUCCAGGAUCAUUUGACAUAAAUUCAUUUAAUAGACCACAAUCUCCCUCAACAUCAAGACCACAGUCACCAGAUGUAACCAAAUUCAAUCAAUUUUCUUCUUACGAAGAACCUUUUGGAUCCCAAUUUCGAAAAUGUCCUAGAUCUGAUAUAAUGAGAAAAUGGGUAAUCAGAGUUUUAAAUGUUAUUUGA
Cotesia congregata is the source of this 468-nucleotide messenger RNA. The record is from the annotation of a GenBank genome assembly. NCBI's taxonomy places the organism in Eukaryota, Metazoa, Arthropoda, Insecta, Hymenoptera, Braconidae.